CUGAAGCGUUAGUUUCAGUUGGGAAACAAACCACGAUGAACGCCAUUUGAAAAGCGUUGGUGACUAAGUGUUGUUAGGUCUUGAAAAAAAAGUUGUUGAUGAUAUAAAGUAAUUUUGACAAAAUGGCGCGUAAUGGAAUCGCUUUGGGGUUCUUCUUUACCUUUCUUUGGUGUCAAGUGAACUGCUCAGAGAAUUUAAACGCCGAAUUUACCAGGCAGAAAAUCCUGAGCGAUAUCCUGGGAAUAGCAGACCCGACCUCUACUGGAAACAAGACCAAAUAUGACUCCAGCAUCGCGCCCGACUUUGAAUUAAACUCACAUACAUUGGUGCAGAUCAAGAUUCUCAUACAGAAUAUUUACUCGGUCACAGAAACAUCCAUGGACUAUUCGCUCGACAUAUUCCUCCGCCAGAAGUGGACGGAUCCUCGACUACAGUAUGGCCACCUGUACCAGAAAGAGCACCUUGAACUAGACAGCAAAAUGAUGGACAAAGUCUGGGUACCGGACACGUUCUUUCCGAACGAAAAGAAGGCGAGCGUUCAUACGGUCACCGUACCCAACAAGAUGAUGCAUGUCUAUAAAAACGGCACCGUGUUAUAUAGCAUAAGGUUGUCGCUGACACUAAGUUGCUCUAUGCAGCUACAUAAGUAUCCCAUGGACGUCCAAAGAUGUCCGAUCAUUCUAUCCAGCUACGCUUACACGACGGAAAACGUCAUGUAUGAGUGGGAAGGAGCGAAUCCGCUGAAGCUAAACUAUGUAGAGAUGCCGCAGUUUGACGCCUCCAUCGACGCUGAACUGUUGAAGGACUGUAAGAACUACGGAGAAAGCACGAGGCCUGUUGACUACGACUUCGCCUGCAUCAAGGGCUUCAUCAACUUACGCCGGAAGGUCGGCUACUACAUCGUGCAGGUGUUCGUUCCCAGCAUUCUCAUCGUGGUGCUCUCCUGGGUCUCCUUCUGGGUGGACCAUGACGCAGUUCCUGCGCGCAUUUCCCUCGGCGUCCUCACAGUCCUAACUAUGACAACGCAGAGCUCCGGCGCGCGCCAGUCGCUGCCACAGGUCUCCUAUGUCAAGGCUAUAGAUGUAUGGAUGUCGACGUGUUUGAUGUUUGUGUUUGCGGCGCUUAUCGAAUAUUCGUACGUUAACGUCGUGGCACGGCGACGUCACAAAUCAGGCCCGGAGAAGCCGAUUGAACUUCAACCGUUAACUGGAGACUCGAAAUGCUCCACGAACGGUAGCGGACAAUGCACCAAGAUUCCAGCGAACGAUCCUAAGAACGCGAGCAACAUCGCUGCCCGUCGCAUUGAUAAACUUUCCAGGUGGAUAUUUCCGGUGGCGUUCUUGAUUUUCAACGUCAUUUUCUGGACGUACUACAUGCUAUCUAACUGAUAUAUUGGGUUUCCAUGAGUGCGUGGGGUACCCAAAUUUACCAGUUGCUAUUUUCUAAUCAGGACUUGUAUUGCAAAAGAAAUAUCGUUAAAUACUAGUAUUGAUUGAAAAAUACUGGUAUUGACGUAUGCUUGUGUGUUGGACUCAAAUUUACCAGUUGCAAAUUCCCAAAUCAGGACUUUUAAUGCACAAAUAUCGUUAAAUACCAGUAUUUGAUUGGUAAAUACUGGUAAUAACGUACGGUUGCACGAUCCAGUAGAUGAGCCUCGCUCUGAGAAUAUGGAACUGAAUUCAUGCGCGUUAACCCUUUGCAUGCUGGGAAAUUUGUCAUCUGCUAAAAUGUCGUCUGCUAAAUUUCUAAAAUUAGCAUUUUCUUCAUUUUUUUCAAAGAAUACUAUCAGAAUAGCAAACAGUUUGGAUCCUGAUGAGACGCCACGUUCUGUGGCGUCUCAUCUGGAUCCAAACUGUUUGCAAAGGCCUUUAAAAUUCGGUUCCAGCGCUUAA
Dreissena polymorpha is the source of this 1892-nucleotide messenger RNA. RefSeq names its product glycine receptor subunit alpha-2-like. Gene Ontology annotation, molecular function: chloride channel activity; transmembrane signaling receptor activity; extracellular ligand-gated monoatomic ion channel activity. Gene Ontology annotation, biological process: regulation of membrane potential; nervous system process; signal transduction. Bases 123 to 1388 code for a protein of 421 amino acids. NCBI's taxonomy places the organism in Eukaryota, Metazoa, Mollusca, Bivalvia, Myida, Dreissenidae. Gene Ontology annotation, cellular component: membrane; synapse; neuron projection. The transcript is spliced from 11 exons. The record is from RefSeq and is a predicted model, not a curated record.